Messenger RNA from Trichogramma pretiosum, 5398 nucleotides. RefSeq names its product mitogen-activated protein kinase kinase kinase kinase 5 (gene hppy). The record is from RefSeq and is a predicted model, not a curated record. NCBI's taxonomy places the organism in Eukaryota, Metazoa, Arthropoda, Insecta, Hymenoptera, Trichogrammatidae. Gene Ontology annotation, biological process: protein phosphorylation. Gene Ontology annotation, molecular function: MAP kinase kinase kinase kinase activity; ATP binding. Bases 1333 to 4233 code for a protein of 966 amino acids. The transcript is spliced from 17 exons.
UAUUAUGUUGUUGUUGUGUAGCUGCAUGGCAUGAUAUACGAAGCGUGUCAGAGAGGCAGCUGCGUUACAUUGGUAUAGCUCUUCAGCAGCAGCAGCAGCAGCAGUCGGCGUAUAUACGAGCACGAGUCGCGGUUGAAUGAACGAGUUUGUGCGUGUCUCUCUCCUUCCAAGAGCGGAGCGACUUAUUAUAGACUCGACGCGCGCGAUUGCGGAUUCGAGCGAGACAAUAACCGACUCCGAAGUUGAUGAUCGCAAAAAAGUUGGAGUUGUGUAUAACAGUGCCUCCUCUCUCCUCGUGACAAUAUCUUUUCACGCUGCCGAUGCUCGCGAAAAAACAUAAUGAAAUGACGAUAUAACGCUACGAGCCCGCCCGCGCGCAAUUUUAUAAUAUGGCGAUAAUCGACGUUUAUCGUAGCGAUCGCGAAAUCUCAAUUAUCGUCGCUGCGAUCGACGUCGAGCAGUGCUGCACGUCGUCGUCGAAAUUAUUAUACAUCAGCGGUGGUGGUAACAACGGCAGCGGAACAGCAGACAAGAAGCAGCGGCUUACGCCGACGACGACGACGUUAUUAAGCGUCGACAAAUCGUAAUCAGAGCAAACAGUAGAUAAUAAGAAAAAAAGCAAGCACAAGAAAAGAAAAAAAAGUGUCGUCGCGAGAGAGAGAGCAGAAGAGGGGACAAAAAAGUACGUGCGAGCGAUUCGCGAGGCACACACGCGCACACAAUCGCUCUCUUUUUUUCCUAUUAUUUUUUUUUCCUUUUUUUUUCUAUGAUACAUAGUAUCUCUCCAAGCACUGCUCCGAAAGAGAACCUAUCCUCUCGCGAGGCGUUCGCGACUCAUGUGGUGUAUCGUCCAUACAGUACGUGUUAUACGUAAAUAUACAAAGUGCUACAAUACGAGUCAGUGCAGCAGCAGCAGUCGCGCGAUAUAUAUGUAGCAGAUCAGUACAUGUACAGCACGCGUUACAGUACCAUAUAGCCGUCGUCGACUCGUCGUCGUCGUCGUGUGUGCUGCAGUACAGUGCAGCGGAUCGUCGUGUGUGCAGUAGCGACGAGGCACAAGAGACGGACAAGAGGAAGAAUAAGAAGAAGAAAAUAGUCGUCUCGUGGCUUUGUUUUAUCUGCGGAAUCAUAUAUACACACAUACCACAUCCCAAAGUGUCGUGUGCCAACUACUCUGUGCCUCUGUUAUAGUGCGUGUGCGUGCGUGCGUGUGUGUUUUUCUGUGCUCGUGUGCAAAGGGACACACGACGGCAGCAGCAGCCAGAGAAUAACCCCGCAACGAGAGACAGAUUAUAAAUAUUCCAAGAUACUGCAAGAAGAAGAGGCGCGAGCAUGGCCGCGGCAGCAGCGGGAGCAGCUGCAGCUGCAGCAGCUUUAAAUGCCAAUGCCUUGUCCAGUGACAUUAGCAGGCGCAAUCCUCAGGACGAGUACGAGCUCAUCCAGAGGAUCGGCAGUGGCACUUACGGCGAUGUCUACAAAGCCAAGAGGCUCUCCAUGAGUGAUUUAGCUGCAAUCAAGGUCAUUAAACUUGAGCCUGGUGAUGACUUUGCUGUAAUACAACAAGAAAUUCUCAUGAUGAAAGACUGUAGACACCCAAAUAUCAUUGCCUACUUUGGUAGUUAUUUGAGAAGGGAUAAAUUAUGGAUUUGUAUGGAGUACUGUGGCGGAGGAUCUCUACAAGACAUCUAUCACAUUACUGGUCCUUUAACAGAAAUCCAAAUAGCAUACAUGUGUAGAGAAACUCUACUUGGUUUGGCGUACCUGCAUGGUAUGGGAAAAAUGCACAGAGACAUUAAAGGAGCCAAUAUUUUAUUAACUGAAUCUGGUGAUGUGAAACUUGCCGACUUUGGUGUUUCUGCUCAGAUAACAGCUACAAUAAAUAAGAGAAAAAGCUUUAUUGGCACUCCUUACUGGAUGGCCCCAGAGGUGGCAGCUGUUGAAAGAAAAGGAGGAUACAAUCAACUAUGUGAUAUAUGGGCUAUUGGUAUUACAGCAAUUGAAUUAGCAGAAUUACAGCCUCCUAUGUUUGAUUUGCAUCCUAUGAGGGCACUAUUUUUAAUGUCAAAAUCUGGCUUCAAACCACCAACGCUGAAGGACAAAGAUAAAUGGAGUCCAACAUUCCAUAACUUUGUCAAAGUUGCUCUCACAAAAAAUCCCAAAAAGAGGCCUACAGCAGAAAAACUUUUGCAACAUUCAUUCUUCCAAAGUGAUAUGAGUAGGCGCCUUGCCUUGGAAUUGUUACAAAAAGUGUCUAAUCCAAGCCAUAUGUUUAACGAGUUAGAACCAGAUGAAGAUGGUGCAGUACCAAAUGUACCCCAGCGCAUUGCAUCUAGACUAACAGCUAAACCAAGACCAAAGAGCCCUGUUUCAGAUUUAGACAGUGAGGAUCAAUUUAAUUUAUCACAAGAUGGAACUUUACAAAGGGAUAAAAAGUCGCCUUCAGUAGAUAAUAAUCCAGCUUGGGAUAUUGUAGACAUUAUGAAUAAUGUUAAGACUGCUCACAACUGUGAUGUCCAUCCAGACAGGCUAGGAUCUGUUUUUGAAGAUGGACAAGAGAAGAGUCUAUUGCAGUACAUUGAUGAGGAGUUGUUGCUAAGGGGAAAUGCGAUUGCCGGGCAUUGCGACCAGCUGUAUUCGCUGCAAGCUACGCUGCCACUAGGAGAGACUACCAACGACUGCGAUCGAAGCUUUUACGACAAUCUAAGAGGUGUACAAAGCGCGGAUUGGACAGCCUCUUCGGGCGUCGCAGCAGCAGCAACAACAACAGCUACACCGACUACAACGACGACGACGACGUCGUCGAGCAGCGUCAACAACAACAAUGGAAGCAGUCCACGUAAUCGUUUGCACAGCUCGAUGGAGGACCUGUCGACGACGUUCUCGAAUUCGACGUUGACGCGACUCCAGCAAAAUAAUCAUCUGCAGCCUCAGGGACAAAUGAGGCAACGAUCUCUCUCCGAUAGCCAUAGACGCAAUGACACUCAUGGGGACAGCGAGACGUCGGAAAAUGGCGAAGUCGGAGACGGUCCGGACCUAUUGUCAGAUACACCACCAGUGCCACCAAGACGCAGGGAUCGUAAGAGACACACGCCGCCCAGGCCCAUAAGCAACGGAUUGCCACCCACGCCAAAGGUCCACAUGGGAGCUUGUUUCUCCAAGGUAUUCAACGGUUGCCCUCUGCGAAUACACUGCACGGCCAGCUGGAUUCAUCCGGACACGAGGGACCAGCACCUGCUGAUCGCCGCCGAGGAAGGCAUCUACAAUCUGAACCUGAACGAGCUGCACGAGACGGCGAUCGACCAGCUGUACCCGAGGCGAACGAUCUGGAUGUACGUGAUCAAGGACGUGCUGAUGUCGCUGUCGGGCAAGACGCCCCAGCUCUACAGGCACGACCUGCUGGCGAUGCAGAGCAAACAGACGCACAGGUUCUCGCUGCACAUGAACAAGAUACCCGAGCGACUGGUGCCGAGGAAGUUCGCCCUGACGACGCGGGUGCCCGACACCAAGGGCUGCACCAAGUGCUGCGUCGGCCGCAAUCCCUACAACGGCUACAAGUACCUGUGCGGCGCCAUGCCCAACGGCAUCUUUCUCAUGCAGUGGUACGAUCCGCUCAACAAGUUCAUGCUGCUCAAGCACUUCGAGUGCCCGCUGCCGAAUCCGCUCAACGUGUUCGAGAUGAUCAUCACGCCCGAGAUGGAGUACCCGAUGGUGUGCGUCUCCGUGAAGCAGACCUUCCAGCAGAACAACAAGCUCAAGCUCGACCUGAUCAACAUGAAUUCCGGAGCCAGCUGGUUCCACAGCGACGAGCUCGAAGAAGUCGACGGCACAGCCACAGUCAUUCCACGAAGAGAAAAUCUUCAAGUAGUUAGUGUGCAACAGCUGGAGAAGGAUGCCAUUAUUGUUUGUCACGAUAAUUGGGUAAAGAUCGUGAAUCUUAAUGGAAAACCUCGCAUCAGCAAAAAACAAUUAGCAGAGUUACAAUUUAAUUUCAAGAUAGAAUCGAUAAUUGUCUUGCCAGACAGUGUAUUAGCCUUCCACAAAUACGGUAUGCAAGGUCGCAGUUUCAAGAAUGGCGAGGUCACGCAAGAAAUCAGCGAUCCGAGCCGUACCUACAAACUGCUGGGUUCCGAUAAAGUGGUCAUGCUGGAGAGUCAUCUAGUGCACGCGGGCACACUGAACGAGAGCGACGGAGCUGAUCUCUACAUACUCGCUGGGCACGAAGCGAGUUACUGAAGCAACGCUCACUGCGUACAUCGUAUACAUAUGAUUACUUUUUUUUUUUUAUAUUACCAGGCGAGCUUCAUCAUUAUUAGUUUUUAUUAACUUUAUUUUAUAAAUAUAACUUUUUAUUCAAUCAAUAUGUUGCAGACUGAAAAACUAAACGAUUAAAAUAUCUUAUACCUAGAGUUUAGAGAAAGACCGGUAAUAAAUGCCGUGUGAAAAAAAAUAUUUUAGACGAAUUCAUAAUUUCACUUUUGAUAAAUAACAAUUCAAGGAUUGCAUCGGUAAUUCUAUGCAUUUUUUGCAUUCCUUGAAAAAAAAAGUUAUUUGUUUUACGCCGACGAUGAAGCAACGAUAAUGUUCGAGUGACCGAUGGAUUGCGCGCGUAAUAACUUGUUAUUGUAAAAAAAGAUUUCUUCCUUGAAACGGAGAAUUACCAAAUCGAAUGCAUUUUAAAUUGUAUGUAAAAAUUGAAUACAUAUCUACGACGAGUGCCACUAAGCAACACCAUCGUAUCCGUUUCAAUACGUAACUUGUGACUCUUUAGUCUGUAUGUGCGCAGUGUAAAAAAAACAAGAAAAAAAGAUGUAUUAAGCUACGUGCGAAUAUAUGGGACAAUAAAACGAUGUAAAUGUUCAAUUAUGAUAAAAGAAGGCAACUCACAAAUAAUUCGACUAAUGUAGUUCAAAGAUGAGAAAUGUGUGUAGUUAACGAGUGAUAGUAGCAAAACAAGGAAAUCAAAAAAGAAUAAUCGACAGACCUAUCAAAGUUCGUGAGCUUAAAUAUUUACAAAACUAAAGGACCUAUGCAACUAGAAAAGACUUAUCGCGUAGCAUUGUAUAGAAUGUAUGUAAUAACAGAUGCUGGUUAAAAAAAUUACUAGGAACGAAAUUAAAUUUCGAAAUUAUCAUGAAAAUCUUUCAAUUUAGCUAUCUAAAAGAAAAGUAUGUACCUGUCAACAACCGUUAGAAUUUUUGGUCUUGAAAGGAAAGCUUAUCGCCUUCGUAGUUCCGCUUUCAAGUUAGAAUAUCUUUCUGCAGUCAAACUCAACUUACCAAUUGACAUUUUUUGAACAUUAUUGAAGCGUUACGUAAAUCAAAAGUAGUCUACGAGAUUUUGACUAGUUACAUAUGCAUCACGAUUAUAAUGUUGACUAUAGAUAGCGAAAUUAAAAAAA